This is a messenger RNA of Penicillium paradoxum, 1359 nucleotides long. RefSeq lists its product as uncharacterized. The transcript is spliced from 6 exons. The record is from RefSeq and is a predicted model, not a curated record. Lineage: Eukaryota; Fungi; Ascomycota; Eurotiomycetes; Eurotiales; Aspergillaceae. Bases 1 to 1359 code for a protein of 452 amino acids.
AUGAUCGGCUCCUCGAUAGUUGGAGUCGAGCUCCAAGACGUUGAUACUCAGCUUCUUGCUCUUUUGUCUCCUCAUCUGCAGGUGCUACAGACAUCAUUCCUCGACGCAACGAAUCCCAGCUGGGGCGAUCGCUCGCUAGGGGGCGCAUUGGCCGAGGAGACUUUGGUUGAGGAGUCGCUGGACCCUCUGGUCGAGGAGUCACUGGUUGAGGAACCUGCGGUUGAGGAGCCUGCGGUUGAGGAGCCUGCGGUUGAGGAGCCUGCGGUUGAGGAGCCUGCGGUUGAGGAGCCUGCGGUUGAGGAGCCUGCGGUUGAGGAGCCUCUGAUUGAGGAGUCUCUGGCCGAGGAGCCUCCAGUUGAGGAACCUCCGGUUGAGGAACCUGCGGUUGAGGGGCCUGCGGCUGAGGAACCUGUGAUUGAGGAGAUUCUCGUGGAUGUCGAUUGUAUGGUGGAGCCGCCAGUAGUUCAGGAGCCUCCGGUUGAGGGGCCUCCGGUUGAGGGGCCUGCGGUUGAGAGGCCUGCGGCUGAGGAACCUGUGGUUGAGGAGAUUCUCGUGGAUGUCGAUUGUAUGGUGGAGAUAACGAUCGAGGAGAUUCUCGUGGAUAUCGGUAAUAUGCUGGUACUCCACGACCUCGUGGCUCAGGAGCCUCUGGUUGAGGAGACACUGGUCGGGGAGCCGAUGGUCGAGGAGCUAACAUAUCAGGAUCCACUGGUUCAGGAGCGUCUGGUUGAAGAGGCUCUAGAGCCUCUGGUGGAGGAGCCUCUGGUUGAGGAGCCUCUGGUUGCGGAGAUUCUCGUGGAUGUCGAUUGUAUGGUGGUACUCCACGACCUCGUCGUCGAGGAACCUCUGCUUGAGGAGCCACUGGUUGAGAGGCCACUGGUUGAGGAGCCACUGGCUGAGGGGCCACUGGCUGAGGGGCCACUGGUUGAGGAGCCACUGGUUGAGGAGCCACUGGUUGCGGAGCCACUGGCUGAGGGGCCACUGGUUGAGGAGCCACUGGUUGCGGAGCCACUGGUUGGGGAGCCUCUGGUUGGGGAGCCUCUGGUUGAGGAGCCUCUGCUCGAGGAGAUCCUAGUUGAUAAGAUACUAGUUCAGGAGCCUCGGGUUGAGGAGACGCUCGUGGAAAAAAGAAAAGAGCCUCAGGUUGAGGAGAUGUUUCUCCAGGAGACUCUGGUUGAGGAGAUGCUUCUCGGGGAGGCUCUGGUCGAGAAGACUCUGGUCGAGAAGACUCUGGUUGAGGAGAGACUGGUCGAAAUCUCACUCGUCGAGAACUCACUCGUCGAGGAGACCCUGAUUGACGAAGCGCCGGUCGAGGAGCCCCUGACUGAGGAGCCCCUGACUGAGGAGCCUCUGGUGUAA